Messenger RNA from Zychaea mexicana, 498 nucleotides. RefSeq lists its product as uncharacterized. The record is from RefSeq and is a predicted model, not a curated record. The coding region runs from base 1 to 498 and encodes 165 amino acids. The transcript has 2 exons. NCBI's taxonomy places the organism in Eukaryota, Fungi, Mucoromycota, Mucoromycetes, Mucorales, Lichtheimiaceae.
AUGGAACCUACCUCGAAAACCCGUAACUUCACCUACCAUUGCAUGUGGUGUCAGCAACAACUCUUCAACCGGGAUUACCCCAGGGACGAGCAUAUAUCCAGUUGCAUGCAAGAGACAUGUCUCCAAUUAGCAGAGACGAAAACGAACACUCCACGUGGGUCGUCUGAUUUUUCUAGAGGGUUAACUAGCAUUGUUAAUGCCUCUACCCUUGACCGAUCGAUGGCAAUCGACGGCAACGGCGAGGAUGAUGAUAUGUAUGACGACGGCUACCAAGAUGAUGAGUCCAUGCCUUCGCCCGUAUCACCAUCAGAAGACAUGGUACAGAAUGUGGCUCAUCAGUUGUCGGAGCCCGAUCAAGAGCCGUAUCAAAAACCGGCUUUGCUUGAGGUUCCCGCCGAGGAUCAGCAAGAGCAGCCCGACUACGAAUACAGAAGAAGUGUUUUGUCCGGAAACGAGGAAACAAGCACCAAGAUCAUGGCUGCUUUCAUGGCUCCAUAA